CUUUUGUGUAUUUAUAUUAUCGAGUCGUGAUGCGUAACGUACCAGUUGUUAACAAUUCGCAAUGCUCCGCGUAUCGUCAAGAAACAGAGUUCCUCAGCUGCAAAUGCUUAGGCAUUUGGUGACGGACUCAAAAUACGGAUUCUUGAAACAGUUGGGUCUCUCUACCGAAAAUCCUGGUCUCUACAAUGGACAAUGGGGAGGAUCCGGCAAGGUUGUAGAAUCAGUUUCACCGAUAACAGGCCAAGUAAUAGCAAAAGUUCGCACAGCAACUUCGAGUGAGACUAGCGAAACUAUCGCGGAGGCACGCAAAGCCUGGACUCAGUGGGCAUCGUUACCAGCCCCCACGCGAGGAGAGAUAGUGAGGCAAAUCGGAGAUGAACUCCGACUGAAUUUAAGGCCACUAGGACAACUGGUGUCCUUGGAAAUGGGAAAGAUAUUGCCGGAGAGCAUAGGAGAAGUUCAAGAAUACAUCGAUAUAUGCGAUUACGCUGUCGGCUUAUCAAGGUCGUUAUCUGGUAGUGUAUUUCCAUCUGAAAGGCAGGAUCACGCGCUUCUAGAAAAAUGGAACCCCCUCGGCGUCGUUGGUAUCAUCUCUGCGUUCAACUCACCUGUCGCGGUAUACGGUUGGAACAGUGCAAUAGCAAUGGUUUGCGGGAACACAAUGGUCUGGAAAGGUGCACCUACCACCCCACUGGUAACUAUUGCAACCACGAAGAUCAUCGCGAAGGUACUGGAGCGAAACAACAUCCCCGGUUCCAUCGUGUCGAUGGUUACUGGAGGGACGGAUAUUGGUGAAACGAUCGUCAAUGAUAGACGAGUACCUCUCGUUUCAUUUACUGGAAGUUGCAGUGCUGGAAAACAAGUGGCACUCAAGGUACAAGAACGAUUCGGCAAAUUCUUAUUGGAAUUAGGAGGCAACAGUGCACUUAUAGUCGCUGAAGAUGCCGAUGUUAAUCUGGCAGUUAAAGCCGCGUUAUUCGCGUGUGUCGGAACAGCUGGUCAGAGAUGUACCAGUACUAGGAGAUUAAUCCUUCACCGUAAAAUAAAGGACGAAUUUUUAGGAAAAUUGAAGACUGCGUACAAGAGUAUUUUGGGAAGGACAGGCAAUCCUUUAAAUGAAACUGUUCUGUUCGGACCAGUGCACAGUCAACGCGCAGUGGACGAAUAUAAGCAAGCAAUUAAUACUGCUGUUAAAAACGGAGGAAAAGUUGAAUUCGGUGGAAAUCAACUGGACAGAGCUGGCUUUUUCGUCGAACCGACGAUUAUUUCUGGUCUCUCGCACGAUAGCGAAAUUGUUCAAAGAGAAACAUUCGCACCGAUCGUAUAUGUUUUCGAAGUAAAUUCCGUGGACGAGGCCAUAGCUCUUAAUAAUAGCGUGCAACAAGGAUUAAGCAGUGCGCUGUUUACUAGAGAUGUAGGAAAUGUCUUUAAGUGGAUCGGGCCUCACGGUUCAGACUGUGGAGUAGUGAAUGUUAACAUCGGAACUAGUGGAGCAGAAAUAGGUGGUGCGUUCGGAGGAGAGAAGGCAACGGGUGGUGGCCGCGAAAGUGGAAGCGAUGCAUGGAAGAAUUACAUGCGGCGCUCAACUAUAACUAUUAAUCACGGAGAUGGACUACCAUUAGCGCAAGGAAUAAAGUUCGAAUGAUCGUUUGACUGCAGAACUAUCUGCGAAUACAAAUUUUUUUACGAAGAAUGAAUAACAGUAAUAAAAACCGAACAAUUCCUUUUACAUCA
Molecule: messenger RNA, 1734 nt
Organism: Ceratina calcarata
Lineage: Eukaryota; Metazoa; Arthropoda; Insecta; Hymenoptera; Apidae
Gene: Aldh7A1
Product: aldehyde dehydrogenase 7 family member A1
Exons: 9
Coding region: 62-1645 (527 amino acids)
Molecular function (GO): aldehyde dehydrogenase (NAD+) activity
Source: RefSeq, a predicted model, not a curated record